CCCGGCCGUGCGUCCGCCCGCGGAGCCCUGGGCUGGGCUGCGGGAGGUUGAGGGCCGCCGGCUCGCUGCCCACCGCCCAAGGAGCUGACAGUGCCAACCUGCUGUGCCGUUCCCCGAUCGGCUAGGACCCGGGGGGACCAUGUCCGGCACCAACAGCCCAGAGGCUGUGAAGAAGCUCCUGGAGAACAUGCAGAGCGACCUGCGGGCCUUGUCACUAGAAUGCAAGAAGAAAUUCCCACCUGUCAAGGAGGCUGCUGAAUCUGGAAUAAUAAAAGUAAAAACAAUAGCUGCAAGAAACACCGAAAUUUUGGCAGCAUUGAAAGAGAACAGCUCUGAAGUCGUGCAGCCUUUCCUAAUGGGGUGUGGGACCAAGGAGCCAAAGAUCACUCAGCUGUGUCUGGCCGCCAUCCAGAGACUCAUGUCCCAUGAGGUGGUGUCUGAGACUGCUGCUGGAAACAUAAUUAACAUGCUUUGGCAGCUAAUGGAAAAUAGCCUUGAAGAACUUAAGCUGCUUCAGACAGUUCUUGUUCUCCUAACGACCAACACAGUAGUUCAUGAUGAGGCACUGUCCAAGGCGAUUGUUCUUUGUUUUCGACUCCACUUCACAAAGGACAAUAUCACAAACAACACAGCUGCUGCUACAGUACGGCAGGUGGUAACCGUCGUCUUCGAGAGGAUGGUGGCCGAAGACGAGCGGCACAGCGACAUAGAACCACCAGUGCUGGUCCAAGGAAACAGUAACCGAAGGUCUGUCAGCACCCUGAAGCCUUGUGCUAAAGAUGCAUAUAUGCUUUUCCAGGACCUUUGUCAGCUGGUUAAUGCCGACGCCCCUUACUGGCUCGUAGGCAUGACCGAGAUGACUCGGACUUUUGGCCUGGAGCUGCUGGAGUCAGUCCUCAGUGCCUUCCCACAGGUCUUCUUACAACAUCAGGAAUUCAGUUUCCUCCUCAAAGAAAGAGUAUGCCCUCUUGUGAUCAAGCUCUUUUCUCCAAAUAUAAAAUUCAGACAAGGUUCCAGCACUUCAUCUUCUCCAGCACCAGUUGAAAAACCGUAUUUUCCCAUCUGCAUGCGUUUGCUGAGAGUGGUGUCUGUUCUGAUCAAGCAGUUUUAUAGCCUUUUGGUAACCGAGUGUGAAAUAUUUCUGUCACUGCUGGUGAAGUUUCUGGAUGCAGAUAAGCCACAGUGGCUUCGAGCUGUUGCCGUGGAAUCGAUACACAGGCUCUGUGUGCAGCCUCACUUGUUAAGGUCAUUUUGUCAGUCGUAUGACAUGAAGCAGCAUUCCACCAAGGUCUUCCGUGACAUUGUGAAUGCGCUGGGGUCUUUUAUUCAGUCUUUGUUUCUCGUCCCUCCUACUGGAAACCCUGCUGCAGCUAACCAAGCUGGAAACAAUAAUGCUGGUGGCCCAGUCUCAGCGCCAGCCAGCUCAGGAAUGGUGGGGAUUGGUGGAGGUGUUACUCUGCUACCAGCAUUUGAAUACAGAGGAACUUGGAUACCUAUCCUGACUAUUACAGUUCAAGGCAGUGCGAAAGCCACCUACCUAGAAAUGCUGGACAAAGUGGAACCUCCAACUAUACCAGAAGGCUAUGCUAUGUCUGUGGCUUUCCACUGUCUGUUGGAUCUUGUCCGUGGAAUCACCACUAUGAUAGAAGGAGAGUUAGGAGAGGCUGAAACCGCGUGUCCUGCUGUCAUUGAAGAAACACACUCUGAGUCAUCAGAGCAGCGGGACGUGCAGUCAGGGUCGGACCAGGCAGAUAAGGAGACAGUUAGUAGAGCCGUUUGGGAAGAGAUGGUGAGUGCCUGCUGGUGUGGUCUUCUCGCUGCACUCUCCCUCCUGCUCGAUGCCAGCACAGAUGAGGCUGCCACUGAGAAUAUUUUAAAAGCUGAACUGACUAUGGCCGCUCUGUGUGGAAGACUGGGCCUUGUCACGUCAAGGGACGCCUUUAUCACCGCCAUCUGCAAAGGGUCCUUGCCUCCACAUUAUGCUCUGACCGUAUUGAAUGCCACCACUGCAGCUACACUUUCCAAUAAAUCAUAUUCUAUCCAGGGCCACAGUGUCAUGAUGAUAAGUCCAUCCAGUGAAUCCCACCAACAAGUUGUGGCAGUGGGUCAGCCUCUGGCCGUCCAGCCUCAAGGAACAGUAAUGCUGACUUCCAAAAAUAUCCAGUGUAUGAGGACGCUGCUUAACUUGGCGCACUGUCAUGGUGCUGUUCUCGGGACAUCUUGGCAACUUGUUUUGGCAACUCUUCAGCAUCUUGUGUGGAUUCUGGGACUAAAGCCUAGUGGUGGUGGUGCCUUGAAGCCUGGAAGAGCUGUGGAAGGACCCAGUACAGUUCUGACAACAGCAGUGAUGACAGAUUUGCCAGUGAUUUCCAACAUACUUUCAAGACUGUUUGAGAGCUCACAGUAUCUUGAUGACGUAUCUUUGCAUCAUUUAAUAAAUGCACUUUGUUCCUUAUCUCUAGAAGCAAUGGAUAUGGCCUAUGGAAACAAUAAGGAACCAUCUCUUUUUGCUGUUGCCAAACUAUUAGAAACUGGUCUAGUUAAUAUGCACAGAAUAGAAAUCUUAUGGAGACCUCUAACUGGCCAUCUACUGGAGGUGUGCCAGCACCCAAACUCUCGAAUGAGAGAAUGGGGAGCAGAAGCCCUGACGUCCCUCAUUAAAGCAGGGCUGGCAUUUAACCAUGAGCCGCCGCUGACACAGAACCAGAGACUGCAGCUGCUUUUGUUGAACCCAUUAAAGGAGAUGUCCAGUAUUAACCAUCCAGAUAUUCGACUCAAGCAAUUAGAAUGUGUGUUGCAGAUUCUACAGAGUCAGGGAGACAGUCUGGGGCCUGGAUGGCCAUUGGUUCUUGGAGUCAUGGGAGCUAUCAGAAAUGAUCAAGGAGAAUCUCUAAUAAGAACUGCCUUCCAGUGUCUUCAGUUGGUUGUGACAGAUUUUCUACCAACAAUGCCUUGUUCUUGCCUACAGAUAGUUGUAGAUGUUGCAGGUAGCUUUGGACUUCAUAACCAAGAACUUAAUAUUAGUUUAACUUCAAUAGGCUUAUUGUGGAAUAUUUCAGAUUAUUUUUUCCAAAGAGGGGAAACUAUUGAAAAAGAAUUAAAUAAAGAGGAGGCAGCCCAGCAGAAGCAGGCAGAAGAGAAAGGAGUGUCACUAAAUCGGCCCUUCCACCCUGCACCGCCGUUUGAUUGCUUGUGGCUGUGCCUUUAUGCAAAACUGGGUGAACUGUGUGUGGACCCGCGCCCUGCUGUGAGGAAAAGUGCAGGGCAGACUCUGUUUUCUACAAUUGGUGCACAUGGGACCUUGCUGCAGCAUUCAACCUGGCACACAGUUAUCUGGAAGGUACUCUUUCAUCUACUGGACCGAGUCCGAGAAUCUUCUACGACAGCAGAUAAAGAGAAGAUUGAGUCUGGAGGUGGAAAUAUUUUAAUUCAUCAUUCAAGAGACACAGCAGAGAAACAGUGGGCUGAGACAUGGGUACUGACAUUGGCUGGAGUGGCAAGGAUCUUCAAUACCAGACGAUACUUGCUGCAGCCGCUAGGAGACUUUUCAAGAGCUUGGGAUGUUCUUCUUGACCACAUUCAGUCAGCCGCACUCAGCAAAAACAAUGAAGUAUCCCUGGCCGCUCUGAAAAGCUUCCAGGAAAUAUUACAGCUUGUGUCACCUGUCAGAGACUCGGAGAAGCCUGAGACACCACCAGUAGUCAAUGUGCCUGUACCUGUCCUUAUAGGAAACAUUUCAGGCCCAGGCCUGAACAGGCCGUUUGUAAGGACAGAUUCCAUUGGAGACAAACUUGGUAGAUACAGUGCUGAGCCACCCAUAGUGACUGAUGAGCUUGAAGAUUUGAACCUCUGGUGGGCUGCCUGGAAUACAUGGUAUAAGAUCGGGUCUGAAAGCACAAAGCCACCUGUAACUUUUGAUAAGCUAACCUUCAUUCCCAGCCAGCCUUUUCUAACAGCUUUGAUUCAGAUAUUCCCAGCUCUCUACCAGCACAUAAAAGCUGGCUUCAACAUGGAUGACUUACAGAAGUUGGGGGUCAUAUUGCACAGCGCUGUUUCAGUCCCAAUAAGUUCAGAUGCGUCCCCUUUCAUCCUUCCAUCUUAUACGGAAGCAGUUCUAACAAGCUUACAGGAAGCUGUACUUACAGCUUUAGAUGUUCUCCAAAAGGCCAUCUGUGUUGGACCAGAAAACAUGCAGAUAAUGUACCCAGCUAUAUUUGACCAGUUACUGGCAUUUGUAGAGUUUUCCUGUAAACCUCCACAGUAUGGACAGCUGGAAACAAAGCACAUUGCAAAUGCAAAAUAUAAUCAGAUCCAACUAUUUGCACCGGCGGAAUGGGUAGCCUUGAAUUAUGUACCAUUUGCUGAAAGAUCUUUGGAAGUAGUUGUGGAUUUGUACCAAAAAACAGCCUGUCAUAAAGCAGUGGUGAAUGAAAAAGUCCUCCAGAAUAUUAUUAAGACUCUCAGGGUUCCUCUCAGUUUGAAGUAUGCCUGCCCUUCUGAAAGCACAUGGAAACUGGCGGUAGCUUCUCUCCUCAAAGUCCUUUCCAUUGGGCUGCCUGUUGCCCGACAGCAUGCUUCUUCUGGGAAGUUUGACAGCAUGUGGCCAGAAUUAGCCAGCACACUUGAAGACUUCCUCUUUACUAAAAGCAUACCUCCAGAUAAUCUUUCUAUUCAAGAAUUUCAAAGAAAUGAAAGUAUUGACGUUGAAGUUGUUCAGCUUAUCAGUGCAGAGAUUCUCCCGUAUGCCAAUCUUAUUCCUAAGGCGUUUGUGGGACAAAUGAUGACCAUGCUCAACCGGGGCUCCAUCCACUCCCAGUCACCCUCAUUUACAGAAGCAGAGAUUGACAUUCGCUUGAGAGAAGAGUUUUCUAAGAUGUGUUUUGAAACACUGCUCCAGUUUUCCUUCAGUAACAAAGUCAGCACACCCCAAGAAGGCUACAUCUCGCGAAUGGCGCUCACCGUGCUGUUAAAGCGGUCUCAGGAUGUCCUACAUCGCUACAUAGAGGACGAAAGGCUAAGUGGAAAGUGCCCUCUCCCAAGGCAACAGGUAACAGAAAUCAUAUUUGUUUUAAAAGCAGUCAGCACUCUCAUUGACUCACUUAAGAAAACUCAGCCUGAGAAUGUUGAUGGAAAUACAUGGGCACAAGUAAUUGCCUUAUACCCAACUUUGGUAGAAUGUAUCACAUGUUCAUCCUCAGAAGUUUGUUCUGCUCUUAAAGAGGCACUAGUUCCCUUUAAGGAUUUCAUGCAACCACCAGCAUCCAAAGUUCAAAAUGGAGAAUCUUGACCCACUACAGUCAUGUGAAGGAAGACGGAUAACCUAAGGAAGGUUUGCUCCUGAGUCUUCUAUGAGAAGGACGUUUCUUACUGCAGUAAUUCUUGGCAGCUGUUGUUUGCCUUCUUUAAAGUGUAAUUUUCUGGGCUCAGUAAUUCUUGUACAUGUCAACAGAGGCUCCUGAAGGAACCAGCCUUUUAAAGAGAGAACUGAUGGGAUCGGGAUAGAGAGUUCUCCCUUGUACCUGCUAUCAUAUCUUCAGUUGGUGAUUUAAAAGUGAGCUUAUGUACAGUGUGUGGUGCGUGUGCCAUUGAUGUGCUUUUUAAAAAGGAAGAAGAGAUAUUUCCAUUCAGAUUUCUGAGGCUGGUGUUUUGCACCCUUUUUCAAGUACAGAACUGUACUGAAGUUUUAUGCAAGGUGGUACUAUAACAUUCCAUAAUUAUCUACAACCAGCCUUUGUGAACAAAGGGAACUGAUGUACUGUGUGUAUAAUAAAUGGUACAGUUCUGUAUAAAAUAGUUGCAUUUAUUUAAAAUUUAAAAUUGAUGUUAAAUAUUGAUGUUAAAAUGCUCGAAGGCGUAUUUAUUAUUAAUACAAAAUUGUUUGCUUACAUUUUUACUUCUGAUUUGCCUUCUUAUGGGGCAGAUAAGCUUAUCAUGUAAUCACACAGCGUCAUGCUUUUUACAUGCAUUAUUGGUGACCUGUACACCUCUGGCCAGAGGAUCAUGUGAACAGCAGAAGUUAAUAGUCUGCUGGCUUUGCACCUUGGAAACACAGGUUGUAACUUAAUACACUGAGAUACAUUGUAGCACGAUGACCCAAUCAUACCUCAUUCUUUAGCCUCUCUCUAAGCCUUUACGUGUCUGUUUUUAUAUUUGCUGUCUGAAUUUUAAAGACUUGUCAUAUUUUAUAUUUCUGCUAAUUUUCCUAUGACAUUUGUCACUGUCUUUGAAUGACCAAGGCAAGAUGACUUGAGAUUUCAUGAAACUUUGCCUGUGAGGUUUUGUUCAUUUCUGUGCUUCCUUUUCUGAGUUCUUUUCAAGAGGACUCGGCACUAGGCUAACCUACAGUAUAAAAUGCGAGUCAUCAGCAAGUGAGUGAGCGGAGGCAGCAGCAUGUCCCAGUGCGGUGAGCUCACUGUAUUAGAGCAUAGCGCUCCUGCCGUUACGGAGCACAUGACCAGUCUCACAAAACUGACUUUGACCUAGCUUGCUGUAUUUGUUUAAUUAUGCUGUGAUAUUUUUUCUUCCAAGUAAAAAUUUCAUUUCGGAAAUAUCGAAAACAUUGCUGUUAAUAAGAAAUGAUAAUGGGGCUGAUAUUAUUUUAAUGCACUAGAAAGCUUUUGACUUUAACAAGAUUUAUAAAUUUUGGACUCUCCAGAAUAAUCAUAAAACUAUAAGGAGACAUUAAAGUUGAGUAAUCAAUGAGAUACAAUUUUGAGGCUAUUUUAAUUAUGUAAUGAUUUAAUUUGCACUAUAUUCUGUAUACGUGUGGUAAGGCCUAUUUUGAAGGAAUAUUAUUUUUAUUCACACGAAUCAAUGAAUUUCUAUUUUAUUAUUUCAUGUAAGGUUAUGGUAAACAUGGCAUUUCAUAGACUAUGCUAUUCGUGUUUUCUUAAAGGUGUAAAAAGAAUGACUCAAGCCGUGUAUUUUUUAUAUUUUUAUAUAUUCACUUGUGGAUUUAAAAUGUAGGGAAAUCACUGAUAAAGUAUCUGAAUAAUAGGGUAGCAACAUUUUCACAACAUUGCUCUGAGUUUAUAUAAAAUAAGUGUCUGCUCAUAGCAGAUCAAUUCCAGUGAAGGCCAUCUGUAAGUCAGGAGUCUCACCUGAGCUGAUACAGUGUUAGCUUUCAUAACAGUGCCAUGCUGUAUAGUUCAGAACAUAAAAAGAGAUGAAUGUGUUAAUGUACAGUAAUUACUGAAAGCCUCAGUGUCAAGCAAGUGGGCCUUGGUGGACUAAUUGUCAGGCUUCUCCUCACAUUCCUCUCCACUCCAAAGGAGUCCGUACUGUAAUUAAUGCCUCUGGGUCACACAUUCUUCUCCACCAUAUUUUCAACUAUGUGCUGGUCCCAGACAGAUUAAUACAUUGUCCAUGCUCUUUAAUUAUGAACUGGAUUCUUCAGUCACUGUGAGAUCUGGGCUUCAUGGAGUUACAAGAUUCAACCAUGAAGCCUAGGUUCAAUCCCCAUCAUCGCGCCCCAUCCCAGUGCAAUGAAUUUUAAAUCUCAUACUGAGUUUUUACCAGUGACCAUCUCUUUUAGAGACUGCUGAACACAGGGUUUAAUGUAAUUGUGUACUUGUAUAGACUACCUUUUGGAAUGUAGCAGUGUAACAACUACCAAGGAAAAAAGGACAAUUUUGGUAGUGUCUUAUCUCUUUAUGAUUAAUUUUAAACUUUUCUAGUUUUACUGUAUGCAUUUUGCAUAGCACUUAUUAAAAGUCUAUUAUGUGCCUAAAAGAAAAGAAUUAUUAAGUCUGACUAAAACAGAAAUGCACAUGUUAACAUUUAUGUUUUUACCUGAUUCCCCAUAUGGUUUUUGAGUGAACACCUGCUUCAUUCUUUAAAUUCUAAAUAGCAUCAGAAGAAAACAGUGUACAAUUUAGUUUACUUACGUUAUCCUAGUGGAUAACGUUCACUUUUAGUAGCAGCCAAAGCAGUCAUUUGUCCUUUCUUCUACAGUGUGAAGAAUGUUGUGCUGUUGUGAGUUUGGUACCAACUAGUCCUAGGUAAGCAUUUGGUCAAUGGUCACCUAAGAAUCUGAGAGUGAAUUAGCAUACACUAUGAACAGUGCGAGAAAACAUCAGAAGUGCACCCCUACAAUGAAAUGUUGUGACAGUCGUGUCAGUAAAAGGCACUAUCAUAUACACUCCUCAGAUGUAAAAUAAUUCAUGUGGAUAGCCAAAUCCUCAAGACCCAAAGUAGAUUAAUGUCUGGGUUCAGAUUACUGUGGUUUAUAGAUUUUUCUAGAAAACUACCACAGAGGUAGACAAUAAUGGUCUCUUCAAAAGCAUUACUACAAGUCUGUAAUGUUCCCACUUACUAGAUUUGCCAUUUUGGAAAUACUUUGAAUUGUCAAAAGCAUUGCAAUUUGCAAUGCUUAGGGCUACAAUACUGCUUGUUUGUUUGUUUGUUUGUUUUGUUUUUCCAGACAGGGUUUCUUUGUGUAGCCUUGGCUGUCCUGGAACUCGCUCUGUGCUCUGUAGACCAAGUUGGGCUCAAACUCAGAGAUUGACCUGCCUCUGCCUCUCACGGGCUGGAAUUAAAGGCUUGCACCACUACUACCCUGCGGCUAUCUUUAUUAAACUGAACUAUGGUUUUGUGUUUUGUUUUUAUUUUAAUCAUUUGUGAGACGAGCAAACAUUACAUGGCAUGUUGUACUAAAAUCUAACAUAUAGUGGAUAAAUAGUUUUAAUACUUUAUGGCCAUUUGAAUUAAAAUUUUGUAUCUAGAGAGUAGAGUGGUGCUUUUAUUUUAAUGUUGUUUUUGUAAAUGGGAAAGAAAGUUGUCAUUGUAUCUCAAUUUACAUGCAGACUCUUUCAGAAGACUUGGAUUAAAUCAGUCAUUUUACUGUAUUAUCAGUGUUGGUUUUAAAGAGCCAGGCGGAUAAGCUGGGUGUAGUGGCUCAUGCCUGUAAGCCCAGCACUCAAGAGGCAGAGGCAGGAGGCUUCACAAGGCUUCAAGGGCAGCCAGGACUACACAGUGACACCUUGCUCAGAAAGCAGGCAAGAGGAGCUGAGGUAAGUCCUCCGUGUCUGUGAAUAAUCUCUGUGAUCUUCCAGUGACUAGCUGAGGGUCCACCUCCUCAUUUUUCUUUAAGCAAUUUUCCAAAGCUGCUGUUUCUGACUCUAAUACAGUGAUGACCACAAGUUACUGAUUCUUCAGAAAAAAUGUUUAAUAUGAGUGUAGACUUCAUAAGGACAUUCUUAGGCACUUAUUCAGGUGGUUUGAUCACAGGAUAUAUCCACUGUUAUAUCCAAAGAGUAUUCAACUCUUUUUCUUCCCCUUUUCUUGGGCAUCAGUUUCACUCCCUCCAAUCUAAAUUAUCUGUUUACCUCACUUGCUAAUUGAGAAUGAGGAGUGAUCCUCUUUUCAUUCUCUACCCAUUCCCAUUCACCUAUUCUUCCUUCACAUUCAGAGCGAUAGAAACAUGGUGACAGCUUCUUAUUAAGUGUGAUUAUAGAAGUGCCUUCCACUUUGACCCCUGUUGCCUUUUUUGCUGAAGUUCCCUGCCAUCUUAAUGAUGGACAAUGUGAAGUAGUUUACAACUAUCGCCUACUGUAUUUCUGAGUCUAUGAUUCUGCUGCCAAGACAAAGAAUGAGAUUGCUAUAAAUAAAUGGAUUCAGUAGCUAAA
Molecule: messenger RNA, 9626 nt
Organism: Myodes glareolus (Bank vole)
Lineage: Eukaryota; Metazoa; Chordata; Mammalia; Rodentia; Cricetidae
Gene: Mon2
Product: MON2 regulator of endosome-to-Golgi trafficking
Source: RefSeq, a predicted model, not a curated record